CUACUAGACCCAAGAUCUAUCCAAGACCGUAUUCCGGUGCCUCUCAUUGGCCGGAACUGGGUCUAAGCAUCGACGCAGCGUGCCGGCAUCUGAGCGACGAGCCCCCUUCUGCUCUCCCAUCUCUCCACAGACUCUCCUCCCUCACUGUCACAUCUCAGCGGCCACGUUCUUUUUCUUGCUUGCUAGCCCUUACGCGGAGUGUAUCUUGUAUUUUCCAGAAGGAUUCUAGAUCCGAUACCUACUGCAAGCACCCGAAGUAAGAUCCACUAUACAUCUUACCCGGUCGUAAUGACGGAGAGAAUCAGACGAGCCCAUCACAAGUCGAGACUCGGCUGCAGGCGCUGCAAGACGCGGCGAAUCAAGUGCGAUGAGGUCCAGCCCGCCUGUGGAGGCUGCACAAAGGCAAACCUACGCCCCCCGGUACUAGUAGACACCAUGACCGACGGCCUCAAGGCGCGCUUCUUCCGUCAUUACCUGGAUAUGACGGCCGCGUACCCCUCGACUGACCAACAGAGCUGGUCGAGUUGGAUUACGGACCUCGCCGUGACGGAUAGUACUCUCAUGGACGCUGUUAUCGGGUUUGCGGCGUUUCACCUCCGAAGGUCCUCGGCGUCGGAUGACAGCAGCGGCAACGGUAGUAACACUUACGCAGUAGCCGUGUCGGAGGCCUCGCAUGCGUAUAUGGCGAGGGCUAUAGAGGCGCAUUCGAGACUGAUUGUGCGCGAGGGUAUCAACGCGCAGAAUGCCCCUGUUGUUAUGGCGACGUGUACCAUUAUCAUGUUCCACACCAGCGCGAACCAGUCGUUUCUUGACAGCAGCGGCGGCGGACCGGGAGCGGAGACGGGAUAUCGAGUCCCGCAUCACUGGUUUACGCCAUUUCGCAACGUCAAUGCGCUGUUAAAGGUCGCUCUGCCCGGGAUCCGUAAUAGCAGGAUAGGUCACCUCUAUAAACCGGAACGACAGACCUCGUCGCAGCAAAACGAAACAUUGGGGCCAGCAAGGCCAGGAACGUUCGACUUCCUGCUAGAAGACCUCAACGAAGACGAGACGGAUCCAGAGACGGCGAAAGCGUAUCGUAUCGCCGUCGACAGCCUCGAUAAGAUCCAGGGGUCGGCUCUGCAGCGUGAUCUCCUGCGGUUCCCGGCGCAUGUCCCGCCGCGGCUUGUCGAGUUACUAGAGGCGGAGGAUCCGAGGACGUUGGCUAUCGUGGGGUACUUUUUUAUGCUGUUGAGGAGGGCGACUCAUCUGUGGUGGGCGCAGGGUGCGGCGGAGAAGGAGUUUGAUGGGGUGAUGGGGGUCUUGCCGAGGGAGUGGUGGCCGAAGAUGGCGUGGGCUAUUGAGGAGUUUAAGUGGACUGAGGGUUGAGAAGUUAGCAAUUGGUUUCCUGUCUUUUAUAGAGACUCUAUGAAUAAGGUGAUGGGGAAAGUGGUAUUGUCUCUGCUUCCACAUAAGCUAGGGUGGUUAGCCUUUUUACUCGAGCCUAUAUUCAGGAUCGU
This is a messenger RNA of Colletotrichum acutatum, 1496 nucleotides long. RefSeq lists its product as uncharacterized. NCBI's taxonomy places the organism in Eukaryota, Fungi, Ascomycota, Sordariomycetes, Glomerellales, Glomerellaceae. Gene Ontology annotation, molecular function: zinc ion binding; DNA-binding transcription factor activity, RNA polymerase II-specific. The coding region runs from base 289 to 1365 and encodes 358 amino acids. Gene Ontology annotation, biological process: regulation of transcription by RNA polymerase II. The transcript has 3 exons. The record is from RefSeq and is a predicted model, not a curated record.